Messenger RNA from Raphanus sativus (radish), 366 nucleotides. RefSeq names its product kunitz trypsin inhibitor 2-like. The transcript has a single exon. Gene Ontology annotation, molecular function: endopeptidase inhibitor activity. NCBI's taxonomy places the organism in Eukaryota, Viridiplantae, Streptophyta, Magnoliopsida, Brassicales, Brassicaceae. Bases 1 to 366 code for a protein of 121 amino acids. The record is from RefSeq and is a predicted model, not a curated record.
AUGUGCUCAACACCGGGCCUGGACACAUCUGCCGAUAUAAACAUCGAGUUCAGGUCCGAGAUAUGGCCUGCCUGCACCGAGUUUUCCAAGUUGUGGGCAGUCGAUUCCUCAUCCGCAUCCAAGGAGCCUGCCGUUAUCGUCGGUGGUGAACUUAAGAGCCCAAAUAGCGCGUUUAAGAUAGAAAAAGCUGCAGAAGCACACACUUACAAGUUGACCACCUCAUACGGAACCGUUGGAACAACCCCAGGGCCUUGGUUUGGUGCACCAAAGCUACUUGUCACCAAUGAUGGGGAUAAGACCUUAUUCGUCAAGUUUGUGAGGUUGAUAAUGAUGCUACUACUUCUACUUCUCGUGUUGAGAAGUUAG